AUGCAAGGAUAUCUAAGUGGACUUAAAGUUUUGAUUCAGCAAGAAAGUAGAUUAGCUCAUGCAAUUCAUUAUUUUGCUCAUCAACUUCAGUUGACUUUUGUUGGUGUAUCUAAAAAAUGUCUUCAAGUUGGAGAACUUGUAUUGUUGAUUUCCAAUGUAUUAAAUAUAGUAGGAGGUUCUUUUAAACGAAUAGAUGAACUUCGACAAGCUCAAGCAGAAAAAGUUCAAGAGGCGCUAGAUAUGAGCGAGAUUGAAACUGGUAAGAGCUUGAAUAAAGAACUUGGUCUUGCUAGAGCUACUAAUACCCUUUGGAUUUCACACUAUAAAUCAUUUAAGAACUUUAUUAGUAUGUUCAGUUCUAUUACUAAUGGCCUUGAUACUAUUGUUGUUGAUUCUGAAUCUGUUGAAGAAAAAGUUAGGGCAACAGGAUAUCUCAGAACUUGUCAAACGUUUGAGGUUGCUUUCAUAUUGCACGUAAUGAGAGAUAUUUUAGCAAUCACAAAUGAGCUUAAUGAAUCCUUACAGAAGAAAGAACAAGAUAUUACAAAUGUUGUUCUACUUGUUAAAGUGGUAAAAAGACGAUUGCAAAGAUCUCGACGAAGAGUUGCUAAUUAUACUAUUUCACAUCACUAUCGUGGGGAAGUAUUUUUUAAAAUUAUUGAUUGGCAACUUCAAAAACUCAAUGAUCGUUUUAAUAAGGUGAGAAAAUAUUUGCUUAUUGGGGUUGCUUGCUUGAAUCCUGUUGACUCAUUUGCUAAUUUUGACAUAAAUAAAAUAUUGAGAAUGACUGAAUUAUAUCCUGAUGAUUUUGAUGAAAAUAUAAUGGUUACUCUCAAGAAUCAAUUACAGACUUAUAUUAUUGAUGUUCGUGAUGUUAAUGAAAGGUUUUCUAAUCUAAAAGGACUUGGUAACCUUUCCGAGGAGCUAGUUAAGACAAAAAAAUAUUUUAAUUAUCCUCUUGUGUUUCGUCUUGUAAAGUUUGCAUUGCUUCUGCCGGUUGCCACUGCUACAGUUGAAAGAGCUUUUUCGGCAAUGAAGUUGAUCAAGAGUGAAUUGAGAAAUCGAUUGGAUGAUGAUUUCAUAAGCAGUUGGUCCAUUAAGGUGGCAGCACUCCCAACAGAGUUUUCUUUAUACGCAGGGUCGAACCUUCAACCUCUAGUUAAGGGUGGAACAGCCCCAUCCACUGCACCACAACACAUGUUGGUUCCAAAACGUACGUAG
Molecule: messenger RNA, 1221 nt
Organism: Capsicum annuum
Lineage: Eukaryota; Viridiplantae; Streptophyta; Magnoliopsida; Solanales; Solanaceae
Exons: 3
Coding region: 1-1221 (406 amino acids)
Molecular function (GO): protein dimerization activity
Source: RefSeq, a predicted model, not a curated record